CCGCCAAUACGCUUCGCCGACAAUUAACACAUCAAAGCAGUUCGUCAGCCAAGACUUAUUUGCAGUGAGGAAUUUUCCGUCGUUUUUCUUAAGUCUGUUGGCGUGUGGUUCAGGUGAGAUUACUGGAGGGGCCGUUAUGGGGAAAUGUGAGCCCUGCUUAAGUGGUAAAUAUUGAUAUAGGGCCAACAUCAGCUUUCCCAUAGAUCUCAUCUUUCUUUCGCAUCAUCAUCAUUUUCUUGAUCAGCCUGUCUUUUCUUUUCGUGUACCACAUUCGCUUAUUAUUAUUCACAGUCACUCUUUUUUCCCUUUUUCUUCUUAUACCUUCAUUUUCAACUAUAAUCCUUGUCUUUUAAACACAGACAAAAUGUUGUUCUCAUCCGUCACUAUUCUCACCUGCUUGAUUGCAAGCCAGGCAGCAGCAGGUUCGUUUACUCCCCAAACUUCAGAAGAAGAAAAAUAUAGUUAUCUAACCUCCAACCCACAGCUCCAACGGGACUACCACCUCCUAAUUCGGUAAACGUAACAUCAGCGACCCAACCAGAAGCAGCAAAUAAACCAGUAGAGACGCAGCCAGAAUCAGCGGGUUCGUUACCCCCCAGCCUUCAGAAAAAGAAGAUAGUUAUCUAAUCUCCAACCCACAGUUCCGACACCACAACCACAACCAGAUUCAGUAAACGUAGCAGGAGAGACACAGCCAGAGUCAGAAGAUCUACCAGGAGAGCCACAGCCAGAGUCAGAAGAUCUACCAGCAGUGCCAGAAUCAGAGUCAAAAGAUCUACCAGCAGAGCCACUACCAGAUUCAGUAAACGUACCAGCAGAGCCACUACCAGAGUCAAAAGACCUACCAGCAGUGCCAGAAUCAGAGCCAAAAGAUCUAUCAGCAGUGCCACAAUCAGAUUUAAAAGGUCCCCUAGGAGAGCCACAACCAGAAUCAGCAGAUCAACCAGGAGAAUCACAAGAACCAAUCGAUCUAAUGGACCUACUACUCAACGGCCCACCACAUGGGGUCCCAGAAGGUCAACCACAAGAAGCAAAUGAACCAAUAGAUCUCAUGGAACUACUACAAAACGGCCCACCAUCUGAAAACCCAGCAAAUCUACAAGAAGACACACAAGAACCAGGAUCUCUAUUGGACCUCCUCCAUGAAGGCCCGCCAUCCGUAAUGCCAUUCGACCCAGCCGCAUCCUCGGGCUGCGGUAACGUCGUAACCAUCUGCAACACCAUGACUGGCGAAUGCAAAGAGACGAAGGAGUGCUCGGCUACUAUUCCUAUCAUGGGUGCUGAGGAUGGCGAGGCGGCCACACAUGGAACUGAUAAUGACCACACCAACGACCAUACCAAUGACCAUGAGCAUGAGCAUGACCACGACCAGUGAGUUUUGCUUUUCUUCUUCUGCUUCCCUGUUCUUCUCGCGGUACCUGUGGAUAUGAGGAUGUGAAGACGUAGGAAGAAUGGUGCUAAUGGGAUUCUAUAGUGACCACGACCACGACCAUGAUCACGAUCAUGACCAUGCUAUUAUUAUCUCCGGAAACAACAUUACGGUUAACAUGAACUACACCGUUGCUAAUCACGACCAUGGUAAAGCCGACUCAGAUGCAUUGAAGCUAUAGGAGGAAUUGGACCGAGAUCGGGGGAUAUUUUGAUGAAGAGUGUUCUUUUACAGCUGUACAAUCUUUAGUGUGAUUGGGCUCCUCUUGGGAUCUGGUGUUUGAGAAGGAUGGGAAUGUUUGGUGACAGUUUGGUGAUUGAAGUUUUAUGGAGUAGGAGUUUUUAUUAUACAAAAAUACUUAUUAGAGAAGCGACCUUACGAUAUUGAUUUUAAUAGAUGCAUCUUUAUUUCAAA
Messenger RNA from Hymenoscyphus albidus, 1843 nucleotides. NCBI's taxonomy places the organism in Eukaryota, Fungi, Ascomycota, Leotiomycetes, Helotiales, Helotiaceae. The record is from the annotation of a GenBank genome assembly.